This is a messenger RNA of Aspergillus luchuensis, 3222 nucleotides long. RefSeq lists its product as uncharacterized. The transcript has 8 exons. Bases 1 to 3222 code for a protein of 1073 amino acids. Gene Ontology annotation, cellular component: cytoskeleton; cytoplasm. Gene Ontology annotation, molecular function: protein serine/threonine kinase activity. Gene Ontology annotation, biological process: actomyosin structure organization; peptidyl-threonine phosphorylation. The record is from RefSeq and is a predicted model, not a curated record. Lineage: Eukaryota; Fungi; Ascomycota; Eurotiomycetes; Eurotiales; Aspergillaceae.
AUGAAUACUCACCCCAUAGAUGGAGUCAGGUUAGCAGAUAUGCCAGAUCAACAGAGUAUUCGCUUGAGUCACGAGGUGGAACGCCUCGUUACCGCCCCUUAUGCACCUUCAUUUCAGGACCUAUAUAGCUUGACUCAAUCAACAACGUCACAAAGCAUUCGAUUGUGGGCCUCUCACAAGCCCUGUCAAAUCGGGGCUCUAGUUGACGUGCUCGUGGAUGGUCUAUCGCGCUCUCGUUUCGCGUUGCCUCUACUUGAGACAUUCGUUUCAGCACCCGCUGUUCGGGAUGCUUUGCUGGAGCGACAUCCAUGUCUUCUCGAUCAGUUCCUUCAAGGUGCUGUCGGCAAUGACAAGGCAGAGUAUGCUUUGGUGUGCACCGCCAUCCUAUCGUCUCCUCUACCGCCUGAGUUCAUGAUCCCCGCACGCUUGACACAGUUUAUGGAAAAGAUGAUACGUACGAUGGGAGAAGAUCCCCGUGCAGAAAACAUCCUUCCUCUGAACCAAAUCUCUAAUGGCAUCAAAAGAUCCCCUCGGCUCCUCGAAGAAAUCCCGUCGGAGGUGAUGGCUAGCCUUCAGGUAGAGCUCACGAAAACGCUGCGUAACCUGAGUGACCACAUGGGCAACCUUCUCUGUCUAGCAACUUUUGCACGCAUGGCUUCCUUAGAAGAUCCGGGGACCGAGAAAGGCUGUGUGCGGUUUGUUCCGUCAUGGUUGCAAAGCGUCAACCAUUUCUUUGGCCCCAAGCGGGGUCUCAAAACUUUGGACCUCGUCGUCCUGCGCGUCAUUCUCGCUUGCUCUGAUAGCUGCAGUGACUUAACGGUAGACAAAGCAGCCGAGAGUAUUCGUUUGGCCAUCGAGAUAUGUGAUAGAGUUGAGCCAGAACAGAGAGAAAGCUGGGUCAAGGCAAACGGCUCAAAGAUUGCCAAGCUACGGGAGAAGAUCACCAGGAGUGGUAUUGAUUCUGGAGUGCAGAUGCUAGGUGCGACAUUUUUGGCAUCGCUGCUUCCAGUUGCCGCAUUAUCAACCGAUAUAGCCCGAGUUGCUGUCGAUGGGCUUAUAAGUCGAGACAGCAAGUUCGUGCUAGGUGUGCUGACAUCAGAGUAUAUACCACGCCUUGUAGGGGCAAGUGUGGCGUGUUUAGGCGUGACCGCGAUACGCAGUCUGCUUGAAUAUAUUGUGUCUUCUUUAGAUACUACCAGCUCGCCGAGCCUGACUCAUAUUCUGGUGGCCAAGUCGUUGGUCACGGGGCUGCAUUCGGCAUCGCUGAACUCCGCUAUCUUUGCGGAACCUCUUGAACAAUGUCAGCAAGUCCUGUGGAAAAUAAUUGAAAGCUUCCCGAGAAAUCACGCUUUAUCAUCAUGCCACGGCUCUCAAGAAUGCGGAGCUGCACGUUCACAACUGGAAAAUGAACUAAUAUAUGGCUUUUUAUCCUUCUACCUUCACGCACUGCUAUCACAGACCACAACUCAGGACACGAUAGCUGGUAAUGCCACCCUGCAGAUGUUUCUGGCUCAAAACAAGCAGCUACUACACGGCCAAAAAUGCUCGUUCUCAGAAGCAGAAUCAUCUCGUGCCGCCAAAACCUAUACGACACUCAACGUCCGUGAGGGUGUUUCCGCGCCUAGUUCGCGGUCUGACUGGAGGAGCUCUAUGUCAGAAACACUCAUGCUUAAUGCGCGCGUGUCGAACGACAGCCUUAUGCGUAAGAUGGAGGAGGUGUGCUAUGAUCUCGAACAACGAUGUGAUGAUGUCGAAGCCCCACUGCGGGCGAUGGAGCAAGAGCGGAACGCGAUUUCAGCCGAGGCGCAGCAGCUAAGGGAACAAAAUGGCGCAUUGGAGCUGCAAGUUCAACAAGCAUCCGAUACAAUGGGCGGGCUUCGGCUGGAGAUUUCUCGCUUAGAGACCCAUGCGGAAGCUGCAUCCAUCCGUGCUGAAGAAUUGUCGGCAACUCUCGACGCAGCUCGGAGAGAUCUUGAAGACCAGAGGCGCGAGUUUCAAGACAAUAUGGCAAGCGAGGUAGAAAAGGCCCGAACUAGGGAGUUGGACUUGGUCGCAUCUAUAACUGAAAGAGAUGAUCAGCUGGAAUCGUUGCACGAUGAGAUGAUAGCCCAAAGGGCCGAGAACACGAACCUGCAAAACGCUCUAGAUGAAGCCUCGAAAGAGAAAUCCUCCCUAAUCAAAACUAAUGACUCCCUCAACCAGAAUUUGGCGGGACUUGAAGAGAAGCUCCGACAAAGCGAACUGCUUCUAGUUCAAAAGGAUGAAUACAAAGAGCAGAUUCUAUCCGAGAAGGCAGACACUGAGAGAGGAAUGGAAGCCCUUCGCAUCCAGGUAGGAUUACUAAUAUUCCAAUGGCAGGAAUUGAGACAUGCUAAUGGGUUUAUGCAGCUUGAGGAAGAGAGGAUGAAAUCCCGCCAGUUGGCGUCCACGCUCGAGAAAACCGAAAGGGGCCUUCAAGUAGAACAAGAAACUGUCCGAGAUUAUGAGGCGCAACUUUCGGCGGCAAGUACGAAGUACGAGACCCAAAAGGAAGAAAUAUUCUCGCUGCGUAUGGCCAUGCAGGCAGCCGCAUCCGACGCCACAAAGGAGCUGCAAGCGAAGGAUAAGCGGAUACACCACCUGGAGAAGAAGGUACAACAACUACGAAAUGAGCGAGCCGCAAAAGCCCGGGAAUUUUCUGAGGCCCAGCAACAUAUCGGACGCCUUAUGAAUGUUAUGGGGAUCCGAGUUGAUACCGACGGGACGAGACCCCCGAGCAAACAGACGAGGAAGUCUAGUGCAAGGCCCUCCACAACAACCAUGACACAGCAAACGCAACCGGCGGAGCUCCAAACACAACCGGAGAACUCACAGGUGGAACCGUUUGAAAAUAACCUGCCGUCUCCUCCUUGCCGGAGCCCGAAAAGGACUAUGGAUAAUGCAUUUCCUCCGGCUGAUCCAUCAUCGCAGCAAAUAAGGGGAGGCAGAAAGUCUAGGAAUGUAACACCCCAGCACAGGCGAACACCUCUCGAAGAUGCCGACCUAAAUAGCCAGCCGUGCGCACAGCGAAGCCCCGCGUCACAACGCAGCGAAUGUGGCACUUCCGACCAAGUUCGGACUCGCGCCAGCUUGGAAGAGAACCAACUUCAGCACAUAGACCUGGACAUGGAUCUGGAGUUUUCGAAGGAUUUCCUCUUCACAAGCACGUCCUUGUCCACGGCCAAUGAUCCGACACAGCAGUAG